CGUGUAAAAGUAAGAAGUACAGAGCCUGGACAUAGAAUCGCAGACUGCAACAGGCCAUUCGCCAUGGGUGCAAUCCACCAUUAUGAUUUCUGAAAUCUCAGCCUCCGUCUACCAGCGUCGCCGGCCGCCGACAGCCUCUCCUAGCGCUGCCUCACCUCCCCGUCCGCCGCCAACGACCAGCCUAGCCACGCCUGUCGCUGCCAGCCCUGCCGUCCUUCCGACACUCCGGCAAGAAGCCAUGAAGCUUCUUGCAACUUUUCGAUCCUCCAUGGCUCUUCGUGGAAUAACAGGACCUUUGCAAUCUCGCUCUUUCCAACCUGAUUUUGUUCCGAGAGAUCCAAAUGCGGUGCCUAGAAGAUACAAAUACCCUGCUGUGUAUGAUCCAUAUGGCCCUAGACCCCCGCCUUCCGAUAAGAUCAUUCAGCUUGUGGAACGGAUUGCUGGCCUCGCACCUGAGGAGCGCAAACAAAUUGGCCCUGUACUUAGAGAGAGAUUGAAGCAUCCCAUGAUGAAACCUAUUUCGGUAGAAGGCAUGGAUUUUGGUGCUGCUGGAGCUGGAGCUGGAGCAUCAAAGACCGAGGAGAAGAAGGCUGAAAAAACAGUGUUUGAUGUUAAGCUAGAGAAAUUCGAUGCAGCUGCAAAAAUCAAGGUGAUCAAGGAGGUACGUGGCUUUACAAAUUUGGGAUUGAAGGAAGCCAAGGAUCUAGUAGAAAAGGUACCCGCAACUCUUAAGCAAGGGGUCACCAAAGAGGAGGCAAAUGACAUAAUAGAAAAGAUCAAAGCUGCUGGAGGAGUUGCAGUGAUGGAGUGAUGGGCGGGGAUUAUGUUCUUCCUAAGGACGACGAAAAUGAAAUGAACCUUCCUUUCUUGGAUGAUUGUUUUGCCAGAGGCAUGAAGAAGAGCAUUUAAAUUCAGCCAUUGGAAUUGUUAUGCUUUUGGAGAUAACUUUUUUCUCUUCCAAAUAAACAUGGUUUCUAGAUAUUGGCUGGUCUGGCAAAGCCGAUAGUCAUGAAUAGUGGAUAAUUUUAUUAUCUACUCCAAUUUAUCCAUUAUCAGUUUGAAAAAACUAAAUGCAUUGUGCAAUCUGUUAUGUUGAAUAAUUACAUAAAUUUCACUGAUAGGAUUUUUGUAAAAUUGUAGGCAGUGUGUAUUUGAUGGGGGAUGCAGUUGAUGAACUGAGAAUGAAGUAUCCCUCAAAAAAAAAAA
Ipomoea triloba (trilobed morning glory) is the source of this 1206-nucleotide messenger RNA. RefSeq names its product 50S ribosomal protein L7/L12-like. Gene Ontology annotation, cellular component: ribosome. Lineage: Eukaryota; Viridiplantae; Streptophyta; Magnoliopsida; Solanales; Convolvulaceae. The transcript is spliced from 2 exons. Gene Ontology annotation, molecular function: structural constituent of ribosome. The record is from RefSeq and is a predicted model, not a curated record. Bases 83 to 811 code for a protein of 242 amino acids. Gene Ontology annotation, biological process: translation.